AGGUAACGGUAAAGGUAAUGGUGGUAAUGGUGGCUUAGCGCGUAUCAAGUGACAGAUUGUCUGCGGCAAGGAGGCCGGCGAUCAGUCGAUUCGCUCGCCGUCUUGGGAAACCAUAAUUUCCGACAGCCAUUCACAACUGUCAGUUUUCGAUGGUAUUCUAAUGUGGAAAUAAUGAUUGAUAUGUCCGGAAAGUAUCAAACGAUUUUGGAUUUCCGUUUAAUUUGAAUGUGCUCCUGCCUUUUUCGCUUCUCGCUUUCACUUUCUCCAGGCACUUCCCCCAUCGCCCCCGCUCACCCCGCAGCCGCCUCGUUUCGUCUUCGGAGGAACUUCGUCUUGGAUUCGGCACUGGGUUACUGGGUCUGCACAUCGCAGCAUCUGCGCUCGGUGGCGACUAUGACGUCAGCGGCGGCGGGUAAAUGGCCUCUGCAGGCUCGUCACAUGUUGCUGUUGCGCCCAGCAACAUCCGCGCCACGGAAAAGGGGCGCCUCCCCCUUGCAGCCGCAACAACAAGAGCAACGCGGAGGCGCAGGGUCAACAAUGUUUGGGCUGCCCCUGAAAGUAGGCAGCGAUUUUUUGCCCUGCUCCGCGGAGAAUAAACAGAGAAAUGUGGCAGGCGCGACGAGUUUAAAUUGCUUUAGCUGGACAUUGCUGGAGUUCGGAGUUGGCAACUUUGCAUGUUAUGAACUUCCCGUGCAAGUGGUCCAAUAUAAUUAGAUGCCUGAAAGUGUGCUGCCCACUUCGAGCGGAAAACAAAGCUUUUCAUUUCAAACUGAAAAUAGUUGGAUUUUAAUUAAAAACUUUUCUCUGCCACUUAGCUGCUAAACUGUGUUUAUUGUCCCGCCGUGCAGGUUGUCGGUGGAAAUUGAAGAGCACGGACAAAUUGCGGAGAUGCAAAUCACUUUUAAACGAGUUUUGAAUAGUAGAUUUGAUUUUCGUUUAAAUUUAAUCAAAUUUUCCCUUUUUUUCCUUUAUAACAUCUACUAUGUAUUCAGAUGCCCAAUAGUACAUUUUCGGGAUUUUUUAUACAUAUUUAUUUCUCUAUCACUGCCUAAAUGUAUUAAUUUUAAUCAAAAGUACAUGUUGUUUAGAAAUAUCUGUGCAUUCAUUCAUUUUGUGAAAAUUUACCUAACUAUUAAA
Drosophila simulans is the source of this 1137-nucleotide messenger RNA. RefSeq lists its product as uncharacterized. The transcript has 2 exons. NCBI's taxonomy places the organism in Eukaryota, Metazoa, Arthropoda, Insecta, Diptera, Drosophilidae. Bases 226 to 714 code for a protein of 162 amino acids. The record is from RefSeq and is a predicted model, not a curated record.